AUGGCAUCGUUUCCCAGAGACAUCAAUGCAAGCCCGAACGCUUCACAAAGCCUGAACCUUUCUGGCUCCCCAUCCGCGUCGUUCCAAUCGCACUCGCCAAGUCAUGGAGGCUCCGCGUUCACGAAUCGAACAAUUCCCUUGCCCAACGCAAAGCACUUGAAGCCGUUUGCAACCGAGGACAUCAAGGUUCUUCUUUUGGAAAAUGUGAACCAAACUGGCCGAGAGAUUCUUACAAAGCAAGGCUAUCAAGUGGAGUUCCUGAAGUCUUCCCUCCCCGAAGACCAGCUUAUAGAGAAAAUUCGGGACGUGCAUGUCAUUGGUAUCCGCUCGAAAACGAAACUAACGGCUCGCGUUCUGAAAGAAGCUCGGAACCUCAUAGUGGUGGGCUGUUUCUGUAUUGGAACCAAUCAAGUCGAUCUCCAAUAUGCGGCGGACCACGGCAUUGCGGUUUUCAACUCUCCGUUCAGUAACUCACGGAGUGUUGCAGAGCUGGUCAUUGCCGAGAUCAUUGUUCUUGCUCGUCAGCUUGGCGAUCGCUCCAAUGAGAUGCACAAUGGCACCUGGAACAAAGUCAGCAGUAAAUGCUGGGAGAUUCGUGGAAAAACCCUGGGUAUCAUUGGGUAUGGGCACAUUGGUGCUCAGCUAUCGGUCCUCGCAGAAGCUAUGGGCAUGUCUGUUCUUUUCUACGACGUGGUAAACUUGAUGGCCCUAGGAACUGCCUGCCAAGUGCCUACCUUGGAGAGCUUGCUUUCGCAAUCGGACUUUGUCACAUGCCAUGUCCCCGAGCUCGCAGAGACGAAAAACAUGAUCGGUCAAGCUCAAUUUGAACAAAUGAAAACAGGCAGCUACUUGAUAAACGCUAGCCGUGGGAGUGUUGUCGAUAUCCCGGCAUUAAUCCAAGCAAUGCGUUCUGGUCGUGUCGCUGGCGCUGCACUUGAUGUUUAUCCGAACGAACCUGCCGGUAACGGUGACUACUUCAACAAUGAUCUCAACACUUGGGGGGCUGACCUCCGCGGUCUCAAGAACGUGAUUCUUACCCCUCAUAUUGGCGGUAGUACCGAGGAAGCGCAGCGUGCCAUUGGUGUUGAGGUGGCGGAUGCUUUGGUGAGAUACGUUAACGAAGGCACCACUUUGGGCGCUGUCAAUCUUCCCGAAGUCACUCUUCGUUCUUUGACUAUGGACGAACCGAACCAUGCUCGGGUCGUUUAUAUUCACCAGAACAUCCCCGGUGUUCUACGAAAAGUAAACGAGGUCCUUGGUGAUCAUAACGUUGACAAACAAAUGACGGAUAGUCGCGGUGAUGUCGCCUACCUAAUGGCUGACAUCAGCAAUGUCGAUAACACAACCAUCAAAGAUCUAUACGAAAGGCUAGAGAGCCUCUCCUCGCGCAUUAUGACUCGGAUCUUGUAUUAA
Aspergillus melleus is the source of this 1413-nucleotide messenger RNA. It is a transcript of the gene SER33, whose product is annotated as D-3-phosphoglycerate dehydrogenase. The record is from RefSeq and is a predicted model, not a curated record. Gene Ontology annotation, molecular function: oxidoreductase activity, acting on the CH-OH group of donors, NAD or NADP as acceptor; NAD binding. The coding region runs from base 1 to 1413 and encodes 470 amino acids. The transcript has 7 exons. Lineage: Eukaryota; Fungi; Ascomycota; Eurotiomycetes; Eurotiales; Aspergillaceae.